Molecule: messenger RNA, 941 nt
Organism: Mastomys coucha (southern multimammate mouse)
Lineage: Eukaryota; Metazoa; Chordata; Mammalia; Rodentia; Muridae
Gene: Itgb3bp
Product: integrin subunit beta 3 binding protein
Exons: 8
Coding region: 473-748 (91 amino acids)
Biological process (GO): CENP-A containing chromatin assembly; regulation of DNA-templated transcription
Cellular component (GO): nucleoplasm
Source: RefSeq, a predicted model, not a curated record
CCUUGAGUGUUUCCGGGCAUGCACCGGCUCUUAGGAGGACACAGAUGUAAUCGUAGCAGAUGGGAGAGGCAGCCGCACAAUGAAGAGCAAAGCGAGCGAAAGAGCAAGAGCGGGGGUUGGUUGCUACCUAAUUUCAGCUCACAAACCAAGAAGAGCAGCCAAUUUUCGUUAGUAGUUCCGCGAACCUCUAAGCGCAACCGGACAGACCACCUCCUUUUUUAGAUUACCAUAGCAACUGCGCCUCACCGCCACCGGAAGUAAGAGGCAGAGCACCUUCCAAACGCUCCGACCAGAGAUCUGUGGAUCAUUGACGGAGAGAGAGCAGUCAUGGCAUUGUAACUUAUCUGUUACUAGGCUGAGCUAAAAGAUCCCUGAAACUGGAUGAUCAGAUUGAAGAAAAUGAACAAGAAAACCAAGUAGCUUGAGCUCACCUGUAAGACAGGAGUCCACAGUGAAAGACAGUGAUGGAUUCAUGAUGUUGCUAUCUAAAAUUGAGAGAUCAUCAGAGAAAACCAUGGAGAUAAUGAAAAAUUUAAGUAGUAUACAGGCUUUGGAGGGCAACAGACAACUUGAAGAUCUCAUUGGUGUUUCCCUAGUAUCAUGCUCCUUAAAAAAAGAAGCGAGGAAAACCAAAGAACUAAUGACUAAAGUAAUAAAACAAAAGCUGUUUGAAAAGAAAAAUUCAAGAACUUCUCCCAAAGAUCAUCAUCUCGACAGCUUUGAAUUCCUUAAAACCAUUUUGAACUGAGUGCUACCUUCAAGUCUGACAACUGUGUUAACCUACCUGGAUACUAGUCGAGCCAUAAGAAUGCAGGCCAGCCUGAAGAAAAGAGCCAGUAAAAGACUGUCACGUUUGUAACCCUUCUUAAAAGACAGGUAGACAACAUGUUGAUUAUUCUAAAUAGGAAUAAAUAAAGGCAUCUACUGUGCGCUGUCUUUGU